Messenger RNA from Apis cerana (Asiatic honeybee), 4429 nucleotides. Its product is annotated as GATA zinc finger domain-containing protein 14. The record is from RefSeq and is a predicted model, not a curated record. Lineage: Eukaryota; Metazoa; Arthropoda; Insecta; Hymenoptera; Apidae.
UCAGUGUCUCUAGGGGCCGUGAGAAGGUGCUGCGCCCCACAAGUUACAGAGAAGUUCGAGGGUAGUAACGCAUUCGACACAUUGGCCUCAUAGAUAUAACCCAUAUACAACGAAUAAAUAAAAUUCUUUUUUGUAAUUAUUAUUCUUUCAAUGAAAUUUAAAAAAAAAAUUAAAAUUAUUAUUGUGUUCUUUCGUAUAAAUCAAUAAUUAUAAAUCGUGAUAUAAAAAUAUUACAAAAAAAGUGAUAAGUGUGAAAUUGAUUUCUCGAUUUAUUAUGUAUUAUAUAUACGAUUUUAUUUUUGAGUGCAAUAAUAAUAUAUACACGAUAUUAAAAUAUAUACGAUAUUAAAAUAUUAUUUCAUUUUUAAAUGAGCGAUAUAAUUUAUAAUUGAUAACUUCAACUUUGAAGAAUAAGAUUCAAUCUAAUUAAUAAAGUCGAUUGAAAAAUAUGAUAGUGAUUUUUAAAUAUUUUUAAAUAUUAUAUUGAAAUUAAACAAUACAAAAAAAAAUAUUUUAAAAACUCAUUGUAUGAAUACACAAUACACUGACAGUAAAUAAUAUGGCGCGCCUUCAUCUGCAGUCAAUGACGUCAAGCUUACAAAAUGAAAGAGAUGUCAACAAUUUGAUUUAAAAAUUGAAUGAAUGAAUAUUUAAAUAUAAAAUAAAUAAUAAUUUUAUUAAAAAACGAAUAAAAAUUUGUUGUUGUAACUAUAAAAUGUUAUAAGUAAGUAUAUAUACUUAAAUAAUAUUCAUCAGUAAGUAAAAAUGUUAACUAAAAAAAAUGUUUAUUAUUAAAUAUUUUAUAAAAUUCGAACAACGAAUAUCUAAAUAUUAUUUUUCUUGAACGUCCAAAUGCAAAUUCACAAAUUUGUCACUCUAUUAUUUAAAAACCGCACUGCGUCUGAUGACAUCGAUCAGCAGAUUUUCCGGGAAAUUUGAAUUUUCGAUCGAUGAAAUUCAAUUCUGUUAUCCGAUUAUAAAACAAAGCGAAAAUUAUGGAGGUAUAAAAAAAUAAAAAAGAAAUGGCGUUAACCAAAGUGCAUGAUGAAGAUGAAAAUAUAUCAAAAUUAAUAUUCCAUCAAAAAUAUGAAAAAUUGAUCAAUCGGUAAAACUCAAAUCUUAGAAUUUAUUUCUAAAUAGUGAAGAAGAAAUAUAACAAAGAAACGAAAUGUAUUGAACCAGUAGAUGUCCUCAAUUGAGAAAUAAAGACAUCGAAGGCGAAAAGCAGCAGGUUGAUGUUAAGUGGGGAGAUAUUAAAAUGGGUCAAGAGUAUCUACACGAUGACAGUGUACGUUAUUCGACUUCACGCUCGAUGCUUUCGUGAAGAGAUCCUUCUGCGAGUUUGUCGCGAGGAUCAUUAAGAUCACGACAUAAUAUCAUCAUCAUUUCCCGCAAUGUCAUUAACACAAUGAGAAACUCGGUCAAUUUAAAUUAAUUUCGGCCAUAUAAUAAAUUCGUGAUAAAUUUUUUAACUAAAAAUAUUUCUAUAAUACAAUUUAUUAAGAAAGGGAAUACAGAAAUGAAAUUGUAUUUACAGAAUAAUCAUCCUAUCACAUCAAUAACAAUUAAAGAACGUUUACAUAUAAUUAGUUUGUGUAUGUUUCUUGAAUCGUUAUUAGUUUAAAUAGGAACUUUGAAUCGCGUGAUGUGAUGCGUUAUGUAUAAUAAUUGUCAAUAUAAUCAUUUUGUGUUUAAACGUUGUUGAAAAGAAGAAGCGGAUAUUUUUCUGUGAAAUUUAAAAAGAUUAUUUUCAUGGUGUACGGAUCGCGCAAAAUUGCGGAGUCUGUGACCACCACGGGGACGACUUGGCUGUACAACAUUACAACCCAAGGCGAAAUGAGCAGCAGCGGUGGGUUAGGAUUCGGUGUCGGUGUCGGUGUCGGCGUCGCCGGUGGUCCAACCCUCGCAGCCGCUCAACAAGGCCAAGGGGUAGCCGCUCUUCUGGUGAUGCUUGCUGUGCUUUGUUUUAUAUUCGCUUAUUGCUGUUGGGGUGCUCCGUUCUGUAGAUCUUUAUGCAGACGACACUGUUGUUGUCGACUCGAGGAUCCUGAACCAGAUUCACGAUUUAGCAACAACGAUCAAACGAUGGUAGCAACACCAACGAUUAUUUUAUUACCACACGGUAGAAUGCUCGUUGUGGAUGGUACAAUCUUUACACAGUUCCAAACAGAUCCGACUGGUUUAGAUUUAGUGGAAUUAGGUGACAGUGUACUACGAGCUCAAAGAAAUUCAAGAAGUAUAAAUCGUCAUCAAUUGCAAAAUAGUCAAGGUAGCAUACUUGAAAUGGAUGCAGAAACGCCAAGUAAAGACAGUUUAGGAUCUGUUGGGUGUUUUCCACCACCAACUUAUGAAAGUAUUUAUGGAAAAGAAGAAUCAGAUAUGCCGCCGUCGUAUUCUGAUAUCUUAUUACAUAGAUUUGCUAAUCUUCCUCAUGACAUAAAUAUGCAUAAUUAUUGUCACGAUAGUAAAGAGGAAAUUGAGAUGCAAAGCUUAGAUGGUUGUCCACAUAUACUUAGUAAUCCAAUGAAUACGAUAGCAUAUCCUUACGCGACAGUAACGAAUUUUUCAAGUCAAAGCUUUCCACGGAGGAAUGUCUCGAGAAAUCCAUCAAUCAUUAGCAAUCCACUUGAUAGUUAUUACGUAGAUAAUGAAUUAGAAUUAUAUCGAUUAAGCCAGGAGAUGGUACCACGAGUAUUUAGUAAUACAAACUUUGAAGCUCUUAGAACUUAUCAAGAUGAAACUUCGUUUUAUAAUAUGAAUGGAAAUGAGAGUGAACAACAAAACGAUAUGUUAUCGAAUAAUGGAAAUUAUUGCACAUCCGAUAAUAAUAUUCAACGAAACAACGAAAGAAUACUUUCAAAUAAUAUUGAUGAAGUAUCAAGUAACAGUAUAACAUCGGCAAAUGAGUUAAUGAACACGAGAAAUCUGGUUCGAAGUAUAUCAAGAAUUAGUCAAGAAAGUAGAAAUAACAUAGAGAAUUCACAAAGAGAUAAUCAAGAGACUGGCAUAGUUUUUGUUCGAUUACCUCAUUCUGAGAAUUAUAAUAAUAGCCAUACUCCGCAAAAUUGGUUUAACAAUACUAAUGAAAACGAUAGGCCAGCAAUACAAGUAAAUCAAGAAAAUCAAUCUACUUUAAGAAAUAUACAUUCCGAAAACGAGCAAAUGAAUGAAACUAAUCAUAACAUGGAAUCUAAUUCAAUAACAUGUUACAUUAGAAAUCAAAACACUGAUGAAUCUAGAUCGCACAGAUUGGAAAAUGAAUCCGCUUAUUCCGAUGAAGAACCUAGAAAUUUUGGAGCAUUGGCAGAUAUCCGUGAAAGUCGAGUGUAACGCAUAAUAUAUAAUAUAGAAAAUGUACAUUAAAAAUACAAUAGAAAGCUCUCUGACCAAAUGAUAUAUCAACAAUUAUAUCUUGUAAAAAAUUCACAAUAAAAAUGGAAGUAUAUUUUAUCAACAAAACAUUUUGUUUUUAUAUAAGAACUAAUUAUUUUAUUUCUUAAAUUAUAAACUUAAUACAAUAUUUACACUAAAAUUUAAUAUAAAAGUCUAUAAAUAAAAUUAAUACUAUUUAAAUUUAAUUAAAUAAAGUUUAAGAUUCUUCGAAUUAUUGAUUCUUAACAUGUAUUAUAAUAGAUUUCAUAAUAAUAUUUAAAAAAGCCUACAAAAGUUUUGUAUAAAUAAUUUAAUUGAUCUGAGAAUUAUCGAAUCGUUAAAAUUUUAAAAAUAAUUUUAUAUGCAAAAAAAAAAAUACAAUCAUUUUAAUAAUUAAUUGUGACACAAUAAUAGAAAGAAUAACAAUAGAACAAAGUUAGUUCAGUCCGUCCAAAGGUUAAUCUACACACUAGAUUCAAUAAGUGUUAAGGAAAUAAUUGUAAAUGAAUUAAAAUAUUUUUUAUUAUUAGUAUGUAUUAUUAGUAUCUAUUCUAUGAACUAUUUAUAUUAUACAUUUGCUUUAUAUAUUAUUUUAAUAUAUGAAACAUAAUGCACUUGAAAAUUUUUGACAUGCAGACAUAAAUAAAUAAUAUUACAAAGAUUUAUAAUUUAUAUUUGUACGUAUCACGAAACAAUGAUUGCAAAAUAACAAAAAAAAGAUGUGUAUAGAAUAACUGUUGGACACAUCAAAUCCUAUGUACAGAUUAUGUAUACAUACAUAAUAAUAUGUAAAUGUAUCUUUUAAGUUGAGUUUAAACUUAUUAUUCUAUAAAAUUAUUAUGAAAUAAAUGUAUAAAAGACUUAUAGUCUUAUCUUACAAAAAAAUAUGAUAUUAUGUAUGACACUUAAAUUAAUUUUACAUUAAAUUAUUAUGCAUCAUAAAGAUAUAACAUAUAUAAAGUUAUAUAAAAAAUUGUACACAUUAUUAUUGUUGUUGUAUAGAUAAAAAAAUAAAAUUGAAGUUAUUAAUGAAAUAAAAUAUUUAAUAAAAAAUUGA